AUGCCAUUAUUACAUACAUAUCUUACCGUGGCUCCUGCAGACCAAGACAGCGAUACUGCUACCGUCGAUGCCAGGGUGAACAUCUUGGGUCUCAACGUGCGCGUUCCCGGUUUAGAGAAAGACCUGUGCGAGAAGGUCGUUCAGUGUCCCAUCAUCAAGGGCCAGACCUACGACGGUAUCAUGAAAGUGCACAUUCCGUGGUUCGUUCCUCCCAUGAAACAGAGUGUGAACGUCAAGGUCCUGGGAGACAAAGGACUUAGCAUUUGCGUUAACAUGAAUGUGACCAUCAGAUAAAACCUUGC
Molecule: messenger RNA, 302 nt
Organism: Dermacentor andersoni
Lineage: Eukaryota; Metazoa; Arthropoda; Arachnida; Ixodida; Ixodidae
Source: RefSeq, a predicted model, not a curated record